Messenger RNA from Brugia malayi, 375 nucleotides. RefSeq lists its product as uncharacterized. The transcript has 2 exons. NCBI's taxonomy places the organism in Eukaryota, Metazoa, Nematoda, Chromadorea, Rhabditida, Onchocercidae. The coding region runs from base 1 to 375 and encodes 124 amino acids. Gene Ontology annotation, biological process: endocytosis; vesicle transport along actin filament; actin filament organization. The record is from RefSeq and is a predicted model, not a curated record. Gene Ontology annotation, molecular function: microfilament motor activity; actin filament binding; ATP binding. Gene Ontology annotation, cellular component: endocytic vesicle; actin cytoskeleton; myosin complex.
AUGACAUUGAAAGUAGACGCUGCAACAUUCUCAUUAUUUUUACUUGCAGAAUUCUUCAUACGGAAUUCAUUCGAACAAUUCUGUAUUAAUUAUUGUAAUGAGAAACAAAAUUUUUUCAAUGACCGAAUUUCAAAAUGGGAACAAGACUUAUAUGUAAAAGAGAGGUUGAAUGUCGCAUACAUUGAUUACAACGAUAAUGAUGACUGCAUUGAUUUGUUCGAGAGGAAAGUAAAUGGAUUAUUGGAUUUGUUGGAUGAGGAAGCACGUCUACCGAAAUCUUCACCUCACUAUUUUGGUAUUUGCGCUCAUCAGCAAUUCAAAAAUCAUUUCUACUUGACAGUUAUUUUCAAUAUUAUUAUAAUGCAACUAUUAUAA